Messenger RNA from Choloepus didactylus (southern two-toed sloth), 2169 nucleotides. RefSeq names its product S-antigen protein-like. NCBI's taxonomy places the organism in Eukaryota, Metazoa, Chordata, Mammalia, Pilosa, Megalonychidae. Bases 1 to 741 code for a protein of 246 amino acids. The record is from RefSeq and is a predicted model, not a curated record. The transcript is spliced from 2 exons.
AUGGCGGGCUGUGCGGAGCCGGCCGGGCCACUUCCUCCCGCCCGGCUGACUUGCAGGAAGCGCCGCCCGCGGGGAGUCACGGCGAUUCCCGGCAGCCGGGCAGUUACCGCGCGGGGCGGGAGGCUGUCGCCGGGCAGGGCCGCCGGGCACGCCCAGGGAGGGGCUGCCCACUGCCCCCGACCCUCCUUGGCCGGGCCCGACCCCCAGGGACCCGAGGGACGGGGUGGGGAGGACGCGGGGGCCGCGCGGGGCCGGGGAAUGCAGAGGGGUCAGAGCGGGUGGGGUCCCCAGUCCACCCCAGACACCCACGUCGGCCACCCCGCCCCGCAGGAGCAGCACCAGACCCCAGGGGGAGCGAGUGACGGCCACCACGCUGCAGGGAAAGACGCACAGACGGCCACGCAGCCCGCGGCUCCAGGACACUCCAAAACUGGGGCGACCACCGGGCAGACGGACAAGAAAGACGUCUGGCCCGGGGUCACCCCACGAGCCGGGAGAUCGGCGCCCAGACACACCCCGGGAGAGCGGGACACGCGUCCACGCACAGCAGCACCACGCAUGGCCCCCGAGGCAGAAGCACCCCCGGCGCCCUCAGCGGGCCAGGGGGACCCCACGGGGGAGCCCAGGAGUACCAGGCCCGAGAAAGGAAGGGAGCCACGCGCAGACAACGGGCCUGGGCGGCGUCACGCCCGCGAAGGGAGCCAGACCCCGGCGAGGGCUCUUCACGCUCCCACUGAGUGAAGUGUCCAGAACAUGCAAAUCCCUGAGGACGGGAAGUGGACUCGUGGCUGCCGGGGCUGGGCAGGGGAGCGGGUUUCCUUUCUGAGGCAAGGGGAAUGUUCUGGAAUCGGACAGAGGUGCUGGUUGCACAACUCUGUGAACAGGCUAAAAGCCACCGAGCCGUACACUGUAAAGGGGUAGAUUUCACGGUGUGUGAAUUACACCUUAACUUAAAAAUAGAGUUAGCAGGAAGCUGACACGAGAGGCAGAGCACAAAACACCAGCACAGAAGUUUUACUAUUAGGUUUGACCUGUGUGAGAUGCUUUGUCCGACUGCCAGCGAGGUUGCAAAGCGGCACCCCGCGAGUCUCCCCAGCCUCGUCCCCAGCCCCCCACUGGCAGGAGAGGCCACUCCAAGCGGGCAGAAGGGAGGGUCCCUGCAAUGGGGUACAGGACCUGGGGGUGGGGAGUGGUUUCUGCCUAGGGGUGCUGGGUCCUGCAGGUUGGGGUUCUGGGGUCUUGGGAGCUCCUUGCCCACCUGUCACCCACCCUCACCUGGAUCCCUGAACCCCGAGCUCCCCCACGGCCCCCCACGGUGGAGGCCGUGGGCUCGAGGUCAUUUGCCGACAGCCAGGUGUGCAUGGCUCCCCGGCUCCCCGGUCACCCCGGCCGUCAGGACACUGCCUCGGUUCAUUCUUCUUGACCGUCGCCGCGUCCCGAGCGGCCAAUUCGUGUGCACCUUUCCCAGGGGCGGCUGAGAAGGCCUUAUGACAACCUGCAUGUUCUAGUUUCGCAUCAAUGAGAUCAGAGGACACGUGUCCCCUCGUGCCCGGCUUCUCCACACACGGCAAAGGCCUGUGCAAGCCCCGGUUCAGUUCCUGUGAGGACACACCCGGGAGUGGGACUGCUGGUCCUGCGGUGACCCCACGUUUAACUUCCCAGGAGCCCCAUUUACAUUCCCACCCUCAGGGCCCGCGGGCCCCCACGUGCCUGGGUCCUCACCGGUGCCUGGCAUUUUCAGACACUCGUGUUUUUUUUAACGACAGUCGUUCUGGUGGGUGGGGGCUGGUGCCUCACUGCAGUUCAGAUUUGUGUUUCCCUAAAGGCUAAUGAUGCUGAGCAUAUUUCCAUGUGCUUUUCGGUGAUUUUUAUAUCAUCUUUGUAGAAAUAUCUAUUCAGAUCCUUGACCCAUUUUUCAGUUGUGUUGUUUGUCUUUCUGUUGUUGAGUUGCAGGAGUUCUUUGUAUAUCUGGAGAUUAAACCGCCAUUAGAUAUAUGGUUUCCAAACAUUUUCUCCUGUCCUAUAGGUUGUUUUUCCACUUUCUUGAUGAAGUCCUUCAACACACAAGAGUUUUCAUCUUUCAUGAGGCCCUGUUAAUCUGUUUUUAAUUCUGUCACUUGUGCUUUGAGCGUGAAGUCUAGGAAACUACCACCUAAUGCAAUGUCCUGA